AUGCUCUUAUGCCGUACCCAAAGCUCCAAGACCCCUCAGACAUUGUUCGGUGAGUUCGUGGAUACCGGCAUUGUGCGAUCGAAGACCACCACCAACUGGAGAGAUUGGCACCACCUCCUCGCAGAGAACUACGUUGAAUGCGCAUCGGGUGAAGCCUUGACGGCCUUCAAGCUGGAUGCUGCCAAGAGCAUCUACAAAUACGAGUGCAGCAAGAUUGGUGGCUUGGGCGCCUGCUUCGAUUACUACAGCGCCCAGGUCGAGAUCCCGAGCUUCAGCCAAUCGAUCAACCACUGGGCGAAGCCGAUCCGGAUGAUGCCGGUGAGCUGUGGGCAGAAUGCCGUGCUGGGCAGCUUCCAUUUCGAGUUCUCUGAGGGGGGGAAGUGGGGUCGCGUGCGUUACCAGUGCUGUAAAGCCGGUGGGGCACCUAUGAGCUUCGACCCGCGCGGGCAACUGCCCGAGCUGGUGGGCCGCUACGACGGCAUCUAUUGCCCGAGCAGCCGUGAUGCUCACAGCGGUCGGGUGAAGUUUGAAAGUGGAUCUGGGCUCACCUUGUCUUUCGAGCGCAAAUCCGGCCAAUGGUGCCUGGAUUCCGAGUGCUCGGACGUCACAGACAGCGCAUCUCCCCUGGGAAUCAAAGGUGCUGCCUUCGAAGUGGUAAAUGUGAGCGAUUUCGACGGCGAGUUCCUCGGGCAGAUGCCCAAAGAGAAGAAUAAGGCAGGCCUGGAGGUUAGCGACCGGAUAGCAGCUGUUUACGUUGUUGUGGAGGGUGCUUGGCGCUCGUGGAGGGCCAGCGAGGAGAUCGUGUCCCGGGUUGCGAUCAGCCGGGCGGAGGCUUUAGAGACCAUGGCGAACAAGCAAGGUCAGGUGCCGAAGGUGGUCUUCUCUGAUGGGAGCGGGGUCAAAGCCAAGCCGGAGGGCAGCGGGGCGAGCAAGGCGAUCCCUGAUGAUGGGGACCUGGAAAGUGAGGCGGAGAGCAUGUCAGAGGAUGGUGUGUCGCCCAAGAGGGGGCGAGAGAUGCCUAGUGAGAGGCCUCCCAAGCGCAGGGGCAGAGGGUCGGCAGCAAAAACAGGCGUCGAGCCGGUUCUGGACCUCAGCCAGAUGGAGAGACUCUUGGAGCAACAUGCCGAAAAGAUCAUGCGUGCACAGAAAGACAAUCUUGACGGGAUGAUGGGGCUUUUCGAACAAAAGACCAAUGCAAAGAUCGAGAAGGUUGAACAGAAGACAGAUCAGAUGGACACACGAGUUCGAGCAGUCGAGGAGCGGAUGGUGCAAAUGCAGGAGCAGCUCAACCAGGCACUUCGAGGCGAAAGGGCCAGGGGCGGAGCGGAAGUCGACCGUCGAAUGACCCUGGUGUAUGGAGGGUGGGAGCGGGAGACGCGGAAAAGUACCAUACUGCAGCAGCUCGACGAAGCCCUCGAACAGCUCAAUCUUCGCUGCCUGCUAGACAGUGCGCCGUUCUGCACUGGACCAAGGCGUAGCACAGCUAUGUCCACCUUUGAGGUUCGCGAAGGCGAGACGGAGUUUGCCGCAAGGAAAAGAAUGCACACCGUCAUCUUAGGGUUGGCAAGCAGUGCUGUUCAGGUUCCACCGAACGGAAAAAAGAUGUUCGCCACGUAUUCAAAAAGCAGAUCGGAGCGGUCCAUAGCCAAUCAUGCAGGGUGGGUGAAGAGAUCCUUGGCAAGCCUCGGCCAGCAGCACAUCGAACAGUUUGAUGUUGAGUACAGUUCGGGAACAUGCUGGUACGGAUCCUCCAUGGUUGCCUCAGCCACCAAGCCCACACCACCGGGGUGUGACGAGAAGGGCAUCCUCCGGGAGGAGAAUGAAGGGCACUCAGUGUGGGUUGACAUGGGAGCCUUGGCUAAGGAAGUGCUGGCAGAGACACAGCACAGCAUGGCGCUGCAUGAUCUAGGGGUGCCAGGGCAAGAUGACACCCUGAUAAGACAUGCCACCUUCUCCAACGAGUUCUGGGUUGGCACCGCGCACUUUGACCCGGGCUGCACACAAGUAGUUCACAGGGCUGCCGUUGAAGAACACCUCUCGAAGUUGAAACCUACCACACUCCCGGUUAUCCUCGCCAGCGACGUAAAUCCACAGAUUAAGUGGGAACAGACGGAGGAGGGCGAUUCGCGUCCUUUUGGUAGGGAUGGCAAAACAGUGGGCCUCCUAGAUGCGACUGCUACCAGAGGGUUCCGACUUGCAGCCCCGGCCUACUCGCAGUUCGACACGCCAACGAGCAGGCCAAGGCAGGAGGGCAGGCUGGGUAAGCAGAUCGACUGUCUUUGCAUCAAAGGGGUGAUGGUGCCACAGCUGGAGAUCCUUCAGGAUAGUCACAGGAGCCUGGGCACAGAUCAUGAAGCCUUGCAGGUCAAGAUACGACUCCGAGCAGAAGGGAAACGUCGGCUACACAGUACCAGACCCAGGGUUUGGAAAGGGGGACCAAGUCACAUCGAACACAUUGAUCAGAAUGUCCUCAAAGACCUUGCUCGCAAGUGCACAAAGCCGAAGCCAGGGGCAAGCUAUAGAGAUCCUCCUCAGGUGAAGGAAGCAGUGCAGAGAGCAAGACGAGAAGCAGACAGAGAAGGGUGGAAGACGGUUCAGAAUCUCAGAAAAAAGGCCCGAAAGAAAUGGGAAAGCGACCGCAUACGGCAGGCAACAGAGGGGGAUUGGGCACAGGUGAGAAAGUUGAGAAUGCAGCGAAAUGUAGGAUGGGACACCCAUUAUGCUGAAAACCAACAAGAGGGCAAAGCACAUGACAGCAUCCAUCGUCACCUCAGCUCCAUCUACCAGACCGGCAGGGUGCUUCCUGAACUCCCACCUUGGCAAGGGGAUGCACAGGCAUUCACGGAAGAGGAGCUCAAGGCAGCGAUGGCGGCGGGUGGCACAGGCAAGGCUGUCGGGGUUGAUCUCACCAGUCACGAACUGCUCCAAGGAAUUUGCAACACGCCGGGGGGACUCUCUCACCUGCUUGAGUUUUACAACCAGGUCUUGUGUACAGCAGAGAUCCCGAGCGAUUGGAACAGGGUCCUCAUGGUGGUGAUUCCUAAAGUUGCAAUGCCCACGGAUCCAGGGGAGCUACGACCGUUGGCUAUGGGCAGCGCCGUCGCGAAGGUCUUCGCGAGAAUGCUCCUUGCCAGAACCGAACCCAAGAUUAGAAUCAAGGGUCCGGAACAGUGCAGUGGCAAAGGACGCCAGUGCUGCGAUUUCGUGUUCGUUGUUUCCAGGCUGGUCCAACUCGAGCAGGAGUGGAAGCGAGGGGUGUGUUGGCUUAAGGUUGACCUUGCCAAGGCAUUUGACAGGGUUGACAGACGAGUGCUAACAGACCGACUUCUGCAGAGGAUGGGUAUGUGCCCGGAGUACAGAUGUUGGUACAACUUGCUCAGGAAUACUGAUGCCAUUCUUCAGACUGACUGGGACAGUACAGUCAUCAACAUGCAUGAUGGUGUCAAGCAAGGUGCCAUUGAGUCUCCGGCAUUCUUUAGCUUUCUGGCAGAAACCUGCCUACACGAGGCCUCAGACCGCUACGAGUGGCACAAGACUGCGAAUGCCUUCGAAGGACUGGAUCUCAAUAACCUUCUCUACAUGGACGAUGGUUUGAUGUGGAGUCAAGGGAUUCAGGGGAUCGAGAAAAGGGUUGCGCAGUGGGGAGUUGUCUUACAAGAAUUCGGCCUGAGCAUCAAUGCAAAGAAGUGCCAGUUGUACGUGUCGCCCUACCACACAGGGAAGAGGACUAUCAGGGUACAAGGGGAAUUGCUUCAUGCGGCAGACGAGCUGAAGAUCUUGGGUCUUUCUUACCGUGUGGGAGCCACACCCUCGGAAAUGAUUGCCCCCCUCAUCGCAAAGGCCAGGGCGAAAUUCUGGGGUGGACUUCGUCAUUUGCUCAGAGCCAAGACACCGGUGGGUGGAAGGGUUAGACUCAUGGAGCGGGUCCUAGGGGGCACUGUCCUUUGGCCACUUGCUGCCCUGCCAAUGGACUCUUCCAGCUUGGGUCUAGUCAACACACUACAACUCCAGAUGUGCAUAUGGAUCAUGCGUGUCGCGAAGAAGCCAGAGGAGGGAUGGGUCCAUUUCAGGGAACGAGCAUUUCGUGGGGCGAGAGCAGUUGUCCACAAAUACUCGAAAAAGCGAUGGUCAACCCUCUGGCUAGAACGCUGGUGGCAGUAUUCGGGACAUAGGCAGGGUUGGAAAGAAUUGCUCACGGCUUGGAUUGUGCAGAAGGACCUCCCGUGGGCGAGUCUCCGACAGCUCAGCCUGGUCGACGAGGCGAAGUGGAAUGCAGACUCCUUCAGUUCAAAACCUAGCGUUCCCCGAGUGAUGACAUCCAUGAUGCGUUUCGCCUACGGGUUGGGAUUGACUGCGACUGCAUUCUGCUUUGCCGCGGUCCCCCCGCCUGAUGGCCACCUACAUAUCGACCACAAGUUUGGCGCCUACGCCACUUUCUUUUCGAAUCAGCUCACAACUCGUGGAGAUGAACAAGAUGCAGUGCACCAAGGUGACAAAUUCUUCGGGGAAUCUUCUCACACCGCACAGAAGACGGUGUACCAUAAGGGACCUGAUGGAGAGAAGAACGUGAACAUCGAGAGUGAAGUUGAAGGGUUCAUGCAGACCUAUAUCGACAACCCGGCUUGGUACGCUUUUCUCCGAGGCUUGCGAGUGUCACUUGAGAACAUGGCGAAGAUCAAGAGAGCAGCAGUUAUACACGGAAUGCUCUGCAGACUUGAGUGGCAUGCCACCAACCGGAGAGAUGGCUACCUGCUUGGGCACAUGAAGGGGCGUACUGCUGAGCUCCUCGCAGUGCUUGUGGCGUUCAAGGACGAGACAGAGUAUGACCCAGCAGAGGAAACCCCGGAAGAAAUGGAGGGUAUAUGGAAUGAGGCUACGCACUUCGUCGAGAUGCACCCGGGCUCACCGAGGGCCGAGGGGAGACGAGUGGGAAACGAGAGCCCACUAAUCAUGCUCUCGAAUCGGGAGGUGCCCUCGGAAUUCCUGACACCUCCAAUGACACCCGUGGCAACGCCUGAAGCAGAGGCUCGAAAUGUACGACGAAGAUGUGAAUUGGAGGUGGAGAUCAGUACAGGUUCCAGGGACUGCCCGACACACAGCAGUCGGAUGAGGGUUCCGGUGCCAAUGGACAACGAAAGAGGAGAAGUGAGACUUAGCUUCGCCUUCAUGCGGGACACGGGGUCUGACACAGAGGAGGCCGAGACGGGGACCAACCCGGGCGGACUUGAGUGCGCCGGGCAACGGAUCUGCUCAUUCAAGCCUGGGGAGACGCUGAUGGGCACCAACAAGACGGACCAGAACAAGCAAGAACCCGCCAACCAUGAGGACACGGACGACCCGGUGCUCCUGACCAUGUACUCCAAGGCUGCCCUACUGGGGGCAACUCUCGUGCCGGGUCAAGGAAUGGACCACACCGACCCGAUAAGGAGCCUACUACGCGAACACCUGCUUCGACAGAGAGGAGAAGGUGUCACAGUCCGAGAGCAAGCGAGCACACUGUUCUACCUCAUGGAGAACAGGGCAAGCCAGCACUACAUGGAACAGUUCCCGGAUUAUAUAGAGGACUUGGGGCUAGAGGUUGAUGUGGAUGCCAGUGCCCGCUGCCUGCCAGGACCGACGCCGUUCUACGUAUGGGUGGAAGAAGAACUGUGGCAACAGUUCGUGGACUUCUUCGAGGCAAUGAGCAUGGAGAAGAUGGGCAGGCAUGGAAGGCAACCAGGGGAGACCAGGAUGCUGGGGGCGACACGGGACGCCCGGGGCAUCCGGCUCAAGACCGCCUUCAAGUACCAGAGGGCCGGCCUCAUCGGGGUCAGGCGACCAGGGGAAGAACAACUUGAGCCCUCGAAUGCCCUCACAAAACAGGCACAGAACUCAGCAAAAACAGCCCUCCGCCGACUCAGUGAACGUGAUCUCCAAACAAUGGUACAAGGGCUUAUGCGAUUAAUGGGGAUGAUGUACAUCGAGCUUGCGCGCAUCAUCAUCACCACCCAGGACGAGAGACGACGACACGAUGAAGAAGAAGUGGAGAUAGAAGUGGAGGAAGAAGGGGAUGACGACGAGAGUAUCUACAUGCAAAAGUAUGUGAACAUGAAGGUAGGAAACAGGUGGGGCAGCCUCUUGCAGGACUUGGUGAACCUUGGAGAAGACCAGACGAAUGGCAACCUGCUCAAGGGGCUGCUCAGAAGGAUCGGCGCCAGCUUGUAUCUUCAAACGUCUCGGGGAGCCCAGCUCCAGGCUGCGCUCGUGGCAGCUACAACGAGCCUUACGGACUCCAUGCCGGAGGUAUGUGAGACGGAAGAGAAUGAAAUGGAGAGAAUGGAGACCUGGACCUACCUGCACCAGCUCCUCGACAUCGGCUUGGACACUCGGACCAACAGGAAGCUGCACAACGUCGGGCAGAUGAGAGCAGACUCGCGGAGUAUGAGGAUGGACCAGUUCAGCUUCACAGUGCGAGUGGAGAACCAACCUGAGGAACCACACUCCGAUGCCGCUGUCCUCUCCGGUCAAGCGGGGCUCACCGUGGACAUGAAUGGGCCCACCUACCAAAGGACCUAUGAGGCUUGGAAAGCUGGGGAAAUUACAGAUGCCGGGGUUGAGCGGAUCUUCGGGGCAGACAUCCUCUUCCUGUACCAGGUGACCAGAGAGGGCAUUCCGGGCGACACCCUUCAGGCACUUCCUGGUACCUCGUCGUUGGGGGGUUCAACAGCAGAGAUGGAGUUGGGACAGACACAACUGGACAGAACCAACACGGAGGACGGAGGGCAAUGGGGUCACGAGCUCAAGAAAGGGCAAAGGGUCUUGGAUCUCAAUGACACCGAG
Messenger RNA from Symbiodinium necroappetens, 6819 nucleotides. The record is from the annotation of a GenBank genome assembly. Lineage: Eukaryota; Dinophyceae; Suessiales; Symbiodiniaceae.